Dermatophagoides farinae (American house dust mite) is the source of this 546-nucleotide messenger RNA. RefSeq lists its product as uncharacterized. The record is from RefSeq and is a predicted model, not a curated record. Lineage: Eukaryota; Metazoa; Arthropoda; Arachnida; Sarcoptiformes; Pyroglyphidae.
AUGUUGAGAUAUUGUUACCGUUUGUCACCAGAAAUUUUAUUCAUAAGAAAUCAUGUUUUCAAUUUUCAAUUUUUUUUUGAUUCAAUUUUUUUUGGAUAUAAAAAUCCAUCGAAUUGAUCCAAAUGGAAUCAGAUCACUAUUUGUAUUCAAUUCGAUCGAUCAUUGUGAUUUGUCAUCCUGAUAUUUUAUUGUAUUUUUCAACAACCAAAAAACAAAAAACAAACAAACAAAAAAAUGAAAUUCAUUCUGAUUAUCGCUAUGCUUACUGUAUUAAGCUUAAUGUUUAUCAAUACUGAAGCCUAUCAUCAUCAUGGUCAUCAUGGCCAUAAAUUGAAAAUCAAACAUGUGUGGAAAAAACAUGGCCAUCAUGGGUAUGGACAUGGUUAUGGUAAAAAACAUGUUGGCCAUUCUAAACGUUAUCAUAAACAAAAACAUCAUCAUGGUUAUGGACAUGGACACCAUGGCCAUCAUUACUGAUAUGAUAAAGAAAUGGUGAAGAAUGAAAUUAAAAUGAAAAAAUCUACUAAAAUAACUUAUAAAAAUUGA